AUGUUUAUGCUAAUCGUUUGUGUGCUUAGUUUUUGGUUAGUAUUCGAUAGGUCCUAUAAGGUACUAUGGUUUAAGGUUCAACAGGUUUUCAAUGUUUUGCCUAAAUACACCGAUUCCACUAGCCAAUCGCUAACAUUUGGGUCUGCAUCGAUAUCUAGUGCUGAUUCAGGGUCGGAGGAUGGGUUUUUGUACAAAUUUUACUCCGAAUAUUCGAUAUCAUCUCGACGGAUUUACGAGAUUGUGCGGAUCAUUUUCUGUGUUACUUGUUCAUGUUAUGUUAUUGCUAUUGAGAUUGUGCUUUGGCAAAUUAAGGUAGCUGAUUCUGGAGAGCAGACUAGUGUGUUGACAUCAGUUUUGUGGCCCGUGGUUUUGAGUCUGUUAUCUGUUUCCUUAAUCUUGGUUCAGCCAUUCCUCAUCUUGACAUUCCUUUUGAACAAGUUUUUUGGGGAUAAGAUGGGUGUUAAUAAGCUAGUUGCUACAUCAGUGUUUUCGACAAUAAUAUGGCUCGGUCUCUUGCAUUUCUUGGCCGUGGGUCCCUUUAACUACACUUCCAAUCUCUUGACAAAAUUGUCUGUUGUGGGGGUCACUGUGAUGGGCAUACUCUCCGGAUUAGCCUCGAUUUCAACACCUUAUUAUGUCGUCCAAUACUUGUUGAAUCGAAAUGAUAAAGAUUCUAGAUAUGCUGCGCAUAGUAAAGUUACCAAUCUACUGUACAAUGAGAAUGUCAUCAGAGACAAGAUACGGGAAUAUGAAACUUGCAUAAAUAAGGACAUAUCGGCAUUGAACGGCGCUGAUAUCUCGAAACAAGAACGUUUAAGAGAGGGAAUAGCAUGGUAUCAGUUGGAGCUGGUUAAGCUCAAUGGUAAGCUCCAUGAGUCUAGAGAAUUUAGAAUGUUGAAGCAAAUGUUCCAGUUGGUAUUUUUGGUCUACUGUGUGUAUAAGCUCACUAGCAUAUGGUUUGUUUCUGUUCCGAGACUUAUACUACACUUUAUUAACUAUCCAACUGACUAUAGUUAUGAGUACUUUGACAAUGAUAGUAAGAAAAAGGAUCCGUUGGCUAUCUCUCUUGCUAACAUGUUGGAUUUCUUCUUGUUCAGAUUUCAACAUCAGACAGACCUUGAUUCUUUAGUGAAACAGAUAUCUCUUUUGUUAUCCAUUUCAUUGUUCAUUUGUUCUUUGUCUACAGUUACCACUACUAUAUCGUAUCUUUUGACCUUAUUACCAGUGAAGUUGCAGAUUUUGGCACUCAGAACAAUGCAAAACUCGGAAGCGCCUUCAAGUUUACCAAAAACUACUAAAGACAUGUAUGAUAAGAAAAAGCCACCUUCAAUCAUUAAGAAUCUUGCCGUUUGUGAAUUGACCGGGAUUUAUAUUCUAGCAACCAUCUUAUUGAUUCGUUCCAACUUACCCUAUGAUGUCUCUAGCAAAGUCAACCAACUCCUUGGUGAAAGAUUUACCAUUCCGAAUGUCAUUAUUGAUGUAUGGUCUGAUAAAAUGUUUGCAUGGAGCUCUAUGCUUACUUUCAUCGGGAUAAUUGUUGCCGACCGGACACUAUACAAAUGA
Messenger RNA from Kluyveromyces marxianus DMKU3-1042, 1563 nucleotides. RefSeq lists its product as uncharacterized. The transcript has a single exon. Bases 1 to 1563 code for a protein of 520 amino acids. Lineage: Eukaryota; Fungi; Ascomycota; Saccharomycetes; Saccharomycetales; Saccharomycetaceae. The record is from RefSeq and is a predicted model, not a curated record. Gene Ontology annotation, cellular component: membrane.